Molecule: messenger RNA, 3741 nt
Organism: Coregonus clupeaformis (lake whitefish)
Lineage: Eukaryota; Metazoa; Chordata; Actinopteri; Salmoniformes; Salmonidae
Product: 5'-AMP-activated protein kinase catalytic subunit alpha-2
Exons: 11
Coding region: 147-1832 (561 amino acids)
Biological process (GO): intracellular signal transduction; protein phosphorylation
Cellular component (GO): cytoplasm
Molecular function (GO): protein serine/threonine kinase activity; ATP binding
Source: RefSeq, a predicted model, not a curated record
GUAGAGCGCUGUCCGUACUCGAGAAGAGAGUUGUUGCCUUGUCCACUGUACGGCGGACCCACCUCCCCCUCACCUCGCGUCCGCAGCCAACGCACCAAGCAGAGAGCUCGAGCCUACCGGAGCCGUUAACGUUAUUAACGUUAAACAUGGCAGAACGACAGCAGAAACAUGAAGGCGGCCGAGUGAAAAUCGGGCAUUAUCUCCUAGGAGACACUCUGGGCGUCGGCACCUUCGGCAAAGUAAAGAUUGGAGAGCACCAGUUGACAGGUCAUAAGGUGGCAGUAAAGAUCCUGAACAGACAGAAGAUAAGGAGUCUGGAUGUGGUGGGCAAGAUCAAACGAGAGAUACAGAACCUCAAACUAUUCAGACACCCUCACAUCAUCAAACUGUACCAGGUGAUCAGUACUCCUACAGAUUUCUUCAUGGUGAUGGAGUAUGUCUCAGGAGGAGAGCUGUUUGACUACAUCUGCAAACACGGACGGGUAGAAGACAAAGAGGCUCGUCGGUUGUUCCAGCAGAUCAUCUCAGGGGUAGACUACUGCCACAGACACAUGGUGGUGCACAGAGACCUCAAACCUGAGAAUGUCCUGCUGGACCAUUCCAAGAACGCCAAGAUAGCUGACUUUGGGUUGUCAAACAUGAUGUCAGAUGGGGAGUUCCUGAGGACCAGCUGUGGAUCUCCCAACUACGCUGCUCCUGAAGUCAUCUCUGGAAGGUUAUAUGCUGGCCCUGAGGUGGAUAUAUGGAGUUGUGGGGUGAUCCUGUAUGCAUUGCUGUGUGGGACUCUGCCCUUUGAUGACGAACAUGUUCCCACACUGUUUAAGAAGAUCAGAGGGGGUGUGUUCUAUAUGCCAGAAUACCUCACUCGCCCUGUUGCCUCCCUGCUGCUGCUCAUGCUGCAGGUCGACCCAUUGAAGAGAGCCACCAUUAAAGACAUUAGGGAACAUGAGUGGUUUAAGCAGGACCUGCCAGGCUACCUGUUUCCUGAGGACCUGUCUUAUGACGCCACGGUUCUGGAUGAGGAGGCCGUCAGGGAGGUGUGUGACAAGUUUGAGAGCACAGAGUCUGAGGUGAUGUGCAGCCUGUACAGCGGAGACCCCCAGGACCAGCUAGCGGUAGCAUACCAUCUGAUUAUAGACAACCGUCGUAUCAUGACCCAGGCCAGUGAGUUCUACCUGGCCUCCAGCCCUCCCCAGGGCUCCUUCAUGGAGGAUGGCAUGCCCCUGCCCCCCGGGGUCAAACCACACCCAGAGAGGAUGCCCCCCCUGCUGGUAGACAGCCCCAAGGCGCGCUGCCCGCUGGAUGCCCUGAACACCACCAGAGCCAAACCCCUGGCAGUGAAGAAAGCCAAGUGGCACCUAGGCAUCAGGAGUCAGAGCAGACCCUAUGACAUCAUGGCUGAGGUCUACAGGGCUAUGAGACAGCUACAGUAUGACUGGAAGGUGGUGAACCCGUACCACCUGCGUGUUCGGAGUAAGAACCCAGUAACAGGCAACCUGGUGAAGAUGAGUCUCCAGAUGUACCAGGUGGACAACAGAUCCUACCUGCUGGACUUCAAGAGCAUCGACGAUGACAUCAUGGAGGCAGUAGGGUUUAAGUCGGGCUCUUCCACCCCCCAGAGGUCAGGCUCCACUGCAGGGCUCCAUAGACCAAGACUCAGUGUGGACUCAGCCUUACCUGCCGUGGAUCUCCCCCAGCUCAGCUCCUCCCUGCCUGGGUCGCUGUGCUCCAGCGCUGCCCUCAUCACCUCCACCCCCACCCCGCGCCAGGGCAGCCACACCAUGGACUUCUUUGAGAUGUGUGCCAGUCUCAUCACCACACUGGCCCGCUAGAGAGGGUUAACCCUGCUGGAUAACCUGAAGUUUUCCCUGGUCAACGUCAAAAAGUCAGGAAGACUCCAGGUCCUACUUGCAUAACCUCUAAAACAGAACCUUGCCCUGAGCCUUGUAGUUAGACAGUUUGAUAUCGGUGUGAUCCUGGCCUAAGUUUAGUAGAACACUGACCGCUGCAGGGAAGACGUGCCUCUAACCCCAUAUCUAGAGUCAGUCGUGUGUUGUUACCUCCAUGUGUUAUAGGUUUGGGCUGGGCAAGUGAUACUGAUUCUAGAUCUGUGGUUAGGCUUCCUGUCUAGAGCCAUCCUGGCCAUGGGAAAGGUUAGGGGUGUUAGGGGUUAGAGAUCAAACUUGCUGGGGCAGGGUCACGUUAGGUCAAAUCUACUGUAGCUCCCAUAGACUGUAUAAAGAUAGGCAGCUCCUCACACAUUUCUCUCAACCUCCAAUCAGCUGCUGAAUAGCCAUCACCAUAGAACUAGCCUUAGCGGAGUUGCAAACAAUUGUAUGUAUCUGGUUUUCAAGGAUACAGCUAAUUCAACCUAGCUUUCUUUUCCGCUGAAAACCGGAUGUGGGAACUCCGCUAAGGCGUUUUCUUUUAUGCCUACUACGUUAGGUUACCAUAGAACAAACACAUUGCACAUUUUAUUUUUGGUUUUAAAUGGUUUUUAUAACGACACAGAUUUUGUUAUCCAUAUAUAUCAUAUAUUUAUAUUACUAUCAUUUUGAGUAGUGGAGUAGAUGUUGAUUGAAAUGACAUACCAAAAAAUGUAGUUUCUACAUACAAAAAGGAUUGUUAUUAUUUAGAUAUCAGAUUCUUCUUUUUUUUUAAAGAGAUUGUUUUAAAGGCUGUGUGUGGUUACUGAAUAUUGAGUAUUGAAUCACUGCUGAUGUUUAAGAAUUCCAUACUGAGUUUGAAGAUAUUUUAGGUGAGGUCGUAGAGAGAGGGGAGGCUAGCUGACUGGUAAUAUUGUUCUGUGGAUUAGUUGGCAUUGAUGCUAACGUGGCUGGCUGACGGAGGAGGAGGAGGAGGGAGGGAAGUGUAUCUGUAGCAAGCCUCAGAGGACUCUAAGCUCCAGAACCUUUCUCCAGGUGCCUUAAAAACACAAAUGUUGCUUCUAGCUUGGUGGCCAUGUUGUUUUGUUUGUAGAAACAGAAUGGAAACCAUACUGUUGUUUCUGUUUGUGUGUACACUGAUGUGUGCUUGCCAUGGAUUGGUCAGAAGACAUACUGUAGUUUAUGUGCCAAUGAGAUUUGAGAUCUGACUAAUAUAACUAUAGGUAGAGCGAGAGAGGGGGAGAGAUGAUAGGCAUUGGAAUAGAUAUGCAAGACCACUGACUGAUUAGAAGUCGUAUAAAAGUAUUGCUUAUAAAGCACUCUGUUCUCUGGUCUUUAUAAUGGAACAAAUCUCCCUUUACUAUUUGUCCGAUGGUUUACAGUAUACAGUUUUCCUCCUGGCUCUGUCUGUCUGUCCUGUUCUGCUGGAGCCAGUAAGGACUGGGCUCUGGCUGAUCUGAUGCAUGCUAGUGUGUGUUUCUGUUGUGUUCUGGUACCAUGAUGGUGAUCUGUUCUGUGUUCGGUUUGUUACUAAAUGUAGAAUCAUUUGUAUCUCUCUUUCCCUCCCGCCCUCCAUCUGGAGUUAUUUGUUUGUCGUUUAUUAGCGUGUGUUUUGAGCCACAGCGAGAGGAGACACUAAACCUCUCUUCUAUCCUUCUGUUACCUUGUUUCCUGUUACCUUGUCAUUUGUCCUAAGUAGCAGUUAGUGCAGUCUGUUUUCUCUCUUUAUGAGACUAUACAUUCAAUAAGGAACCCAGACCUAUAGAGCAGCGUUUCUCAAACUGUCCUGGGGACCCAAAGGAGUGCAGGUUUUGGUUUUUGCCCUAGCGCUAAACAGCUGAAUCAUAUAAUCAAA